Contarinia nasturtii (swede midge) is the source of this 564-nucleotide messenger RNA. RefSeq names its product putative SERF-like protein. NCBI's taxonomy places the organism in Eukaryota, Metazoa, Arthropoda, Insecta, Diptera, Cecidomyiidae. Gene Ontology annotation, cellular component: cytosol. The transcript is spliced from 3 exons. The record is from RefSeq and is a predicted model, not a curated record. Bases 274 to 459 code for a protein of 61 amino acids.
AUCAUAAAAUACUAGACGAUGUGGUGCACCAUUUUUUGUCUUGACCGAUUUUCAGGUUUUUUUCUUCGACCGAUUUCUUCGAAAUAAAAAUUAUUAAAAAAAACGAAAAUUGAACGCUGGAGAGCGUUUUUCCAAAUACUUGAAAAAACCAAAUAAUAUAAGAUCGAAAAUCGUUAAAUUUGAAACACCAUCGAACGGAAAAGUUGUGUCAUUUUCGAAUCAAUCUUAACAUUUAUUUUGCUGUUAUUAUUUUCUUCGAUUUUAAGAAGAAGAAUGACGCGUGGUAACCAAAGAGAUUUAGCCCGUGCAAAAGCCCAAAAGAAACAAGCGGACGCAAAAAAGGGAGUUCGUAAUGAUGGUUUGACUGUUGAACAACGUAAACAAAGGGAUGCUGAAAUUCUUCGCGAAAAACAACGAAAAAAAGAGGAAGCAGCAAGCGCUAACAAUGCCGGAAAGUAAUAACAAAUCAAUUCAUACCCAUCGAAUUCAUGUCAAAUCAAAUUGUUAUUUAAAUUUAUCGUAAACAUGCGCAUAAAUAAACGAAUAAAAACAAAAAGCAAUAAA